UGCUAGAAAAAAACGUUAGUCAAAGUUCGUGAUUUGAAGUCAAAUAUGAGCUUAAUGGCGACAACUGCACAGGUGUCUACCGGAAAAUAUACCCUAAUCCGCCGACCCAUCUCUCCUAUGUUGAAUCCGUCGCUAACUACCAACAGAAUCUUAUUGGGUGGUCGACGCGCCACCACUACUCUCCGAGUUGACUCUCCGCCGCCGUCAUUAUCAAUGCUCGUUAAAGCUUACAUCACUACUCACCAGCCUACUUCUUUCUCUUCUUCUUCAGGGGAUGGUGUUGAAAAUUUGGUAAUCAUAGGUUCAGGACCUGCUGGUUACACGGCAGCGAUCUACGCAGGUCGUGCAAAUUUAAAGCCAGUGGUGUUUGAAGGAUAUCAGGCAGGUGGUGUUCCUGGUGGACAAUUGAUGACUACUACAGAAGUAGAGAAUUUUCCAGGAUUUCCAGAUGGAAUCACUGGUCCAGACUUGAUGGAUAAAAUGCGGAGUCAAGCUGAGCAUUGGGGAGCAGAGCUUUAUCAAGAAGAUGUAGAAUUUGUUGAUGUGAAUACUAGUCCUUUUACUGUACAAAGUAGCGACCGUAAGGUAAAGUGUAAUAGUAUUAUAGUGGCUACAGGAGCGACUGCUAAACGACUCAAAUUACCUCGUGAAGACGAGUUCUGGAGUAGGGGAAUUAGUGCAUGUGCAAUAUGUGAUGGAGCAUCACCACUUUUUAAGGGUCAAGUCCUUGCUGUUGUUGGUGGAGGUGACACAGCCACCGAAGAAGCAAUAUAUUUGACUAAAUAUGCACGCCAUGUACAUUUACUUGUACGCAGAGAUCAAUUAAGGGCAUCAAGAGCUAUGCAAGAUAGAGUUUUUGAUAAUCCAAAUAUCACGGUACACUACAACACAGAGACGGUUGAUGUUGUGAGCAAUACAAAAGGGCAGAUGUCUGGUAUCUUGAUCAGAAAACUUGAUACAGGAGAGGAAUCAGUACUGGAGGCUAAAGGACUAUUUUAUGGAAUUGGUCAUUCUCCUAACAGCCAAUUGCUUGGGGGCCAAGUUGAUCUUGAUGACACGGGGUAUAUUUUGGUUGAGGACAGAACCGCAAAGACUUCCAUUCGAGGAGUUUUCGCUGCUGGAGAUGUUCAGGACCAUGAAUGGAGGCAAGCCAUUACUGCAGCUGGAUCAGGAUGCAUUGCUGCUCUCUCAGCGGAGAGAUAUCUUGCCAGCAAUAAUCUUCUUGUUGAAUUUCAUCAGCCCCAUCCUGAAGAAGUUAAGAGUGAACUUACACAAAGAGAUGAAAAGGAAGGAUUUGAUAUUACAAUUACCAAACACAAGGGUCAGUAUGCAGUGCGUAAGUUGUACCAUGAAAGUCCUAGGCUCAUUUGUGUGUUAUACACGGCACCAUCAUGUGGUCCAUGUAGGACCUUGAAGCCCAUUCUCAGUAAGGUGAUAGAUGAAUUUGACCAGAAUGUCCACUAUGUUGAGAUCGAUAUAGAAGAAGAUGCAGAAAUUGCCGAGGCAGCAAAUAUCAUGGGUACACCAUGUGUCCAAUUCUUUAAGCAUAAAGAAAUGAUCAGAAGUGUAUCAGGGGUCAAAAUGAAGAAAGAGUACAGAGAAUUUAUUGCUGCAAACAAGUAACCCUUGCAUGAAAUUACAGUUUGCUUCUAUGCUGAAUUUCAAGACCACUUAGAAUUCUUUGUUCCAGUUUUUCAAAUGAUUAAAUUUUUUGGAAUAGUUGUUUUGAUGAAUACCUGAGUAUUGAGAGAGAUGACAAAUGCUUGGACAUUUUAAGUUCUUGUGGAAAUUUGUUGUGAACUAACAAAAUAUGAUAGUAUGAAAAUACUUGAACUUGGAUCUCCUA
Messenger RNA from Erigeron canadensis, 1846 nucleotides. RefSeq names its product thioredoxin reductase NTRC-like. Gene Ontology annotation, cellular component: cytoplasm. The record is from RefSeq and is a predicted model, not a curated record. The coding region runs from base 46 to 1623 and encodes 525 amino acids. The transcript has 10 exons. Gene Ontology annotation, biological process: removal of superoxide radicals. NCBI's taxonomy places the organism in Eukaryota, Viridiplantae, Streptophyta, Magnoliopsida, Asterales, Asteraceae. Gene Ontology annotation, molecular function: thioredoxin-disulfide reductase (NADPH) activity.